CUGCACAGGAAAGGGUUAGUCUCAAAGCAGACUGGACAGUCAUUUGAUUGUGCUGCUGACUCGUUAGCAGAAAUGGAAUCUGCUGACUGUUGAAAGUUAUGUGAGAGGGUAAACCAGCUUCCUUCCUCUUUCCUUGGUUCAUCUCCUGAACCCUGCUGGACUCAGGCCCAGUUCUGCGUGGACUUUGAAGACCAAAAUGCUUCAGGAUGUACAUCCCAGUCGCCUGCGGCUGCUUCAACCACUGACAGCUUUAGUUUCGCUGCUGCUGGCUUCUGCAGACCGGGGAGCUGGUCUCCCGAAGGCUGUGGUGAGCCUCCAGCCCCCCUGGUUCCAGGUGUUCCCCGAGGACAACGUGACUCUGACCUGCCAGGGGGCCCACAGCCCUGGGGACAACUCCACCCAGUGGUUCCACGAUGGGACCGCCAUCCCCACCCAGGUCCAGCCCAGCUACAGCUUCAAGGCCAGCAGCAACCACAGCGGGGACUACAGGUGCCAGACGGGCCAGACCAGCCUCAGCGACCCUGUGCACCUGGACGUGACUUCCGCCUGGCUGCUGCUCCAGACGCCCCGCCUGCUGGUCCCGCAGGGGGCCCCCAUCGUGCUGCGCUGCCACAGCUGGAGGAACUGGCGCCUGUACAAGAUCCAGUUCUUCCAGGACGGGAGACCCAAGUGGUUUUCAUACACGAACGCCAGCUUCUCCAUCCCACACGCGAACGCCAGCCACAGCGGCGCGUACCACUGCUCAGGGCUCCUCGGGCAGACGCAGCACACAUCGCAGCCCGUGAACAUCACCGUCCCAGCCCUUUCACCCGUCCUUCCUCCGUGGCCCCAAAUCGCGUUCUGCCUGGUGAUGGGGUUCCUGUUUGCAGUGGACACGGGGCUCUAUUUCUUUGUGCAGAAAGAACUUCGAAGCUCAGCGAGGGACUGGAGUAGUGACAAAGUCACAUGGACCAAAAGCCCCGAGGACAAGUAACGCCUCCUCCUCGCACCUGGAAGAGCUACAGGUCUCCGCAGGCCAGACCUCUGCCCCUCCCCAGCGCCUCCUGGUGGGCGAGCUGGAGCUGCGAGGGCCUGGGGGCAGGAAGGGCCUGUCAGCUCAGAGCCAACCACCCCCAGGCUCUCCCUCACUGACUUCCUGCUGGCAAGAGGACUGACCUGUGUCUUCACAGGCCCUCACAGAGGCCUCAGACACACGCUCACCAAGUCCUGCUUCCACUUUCACAUCAGCCCAGCAGCUGAGCGCGGCUCGGCUCCGUCCUCCAGGCCGGCUAGCCUCCCGCAGGCCUGUUCUCGCCAGAGCCACCUCUAAAGUGCUUACCGGCCACUUCUGUGCUCCAAGCCACGCAACGCGUCCCCUUGCACUUAGGAGAAAGCUCAGGCCUUGGCGGCGCUCUCAGGCCUCACUGCCUCCACCUCGGCUGCUCCUGGUCCUUGCUUCCCCAGGGUUUAUGUUAUUCCCUGUUUCUGGAUGUUCUUUCUUACAGACGUGUCAUCAUACGUCAACAUGGACUUUACCCAAAUGUCACCUAUCAGCGAGGCCUCCUUGAUCAUUCAGUAUGAUUCCACCCCACCGUCUCCUGACCCCCCUCGCCUGCUCACCUGCUCACCUGCUGAGGGUUUACUGCCCAGCCCGCCCGCCCUCGGACCCAGCCCCAGGAGAGCAGGGCCUUUGCUCACUGCUUACACCACGGCCCAGCGCGGUGUCUGGCACGUGGUAAAGAACUCGGUGUUCGUGGAAUGAGUAAAGUCUUUAGCAAAUUUAGGAGAUUUUAAAUCUAGAAA
Molecule: messenger RNA, 1782 nt
Organism: Myotis myotis
Lineage: Eukaryota; Metazoa; Chordata; Mammalia; Chiroptera; Vespertilionidae
Product: low affinity immunoglobulin gamma Fc region receptor III-like
Exons: 5
Coding region: 197-973 (258 amino acids)
Biological process (GO): cell surface receptor signaling pathway
Molecular function (GO): transmembrane signaling receptor activity
Source: RefSeq, a predicted model, not a curated record